CGAAGAUGUCUGCUAAAUAUGGAAAAUUAUGCUGUCUUCUAUUGUUAGAGCAUUUUGGGGAAAUCGUUGAAAAGGUUGCGUGCGAUCUUAUGAAAUGGGGUACAAAACCGCUCAGAUUAAUUGUGGCUACUACACGUUUACCUCCGCCGAAGGUGAAGCAGGCCCUGCGGAUCCUUAUUCAAUAUGGUUUUGUAACGUUUUCCUCCAGCCAAGUUGCUUCUGUUGCUGAGUACACAGUGAAGCCAGAAAAAAUUAUAUUACUUCUUCGUUAUCCUAGGUAUCUGCUGUUAAUAAAGACAAGGUUCGGUGAUGAGGCUGAAAUGAUCGUAGAGGAAACCUUAAGAGUUGGUCAAGACACAGCAUCAAGUAUCAUUAUUAAGGCAGCAACACGACUGAAAGAGACUCUGAAAGCAGGUGAUGGUAACUUAAAUCUGGUUACACUGCGUGACAAAUUUUUCCUGCUUAUAAGUAAACAAUUUCUGAUGAGAUGCCCAUCUGUUUCGGAGGAAGCAGAUAUCCCUGCCCUAAAAGUAAAGGAACGAGAAUUAUAUCUGCCUCCAGAACUGAAUAUGAAGGCUCUGAGUAACAUGGAAAAGCAAAUACAAGAUAAACCAGGAGAUGAUGGCAUCUAUUGGAGGGUAAAUUAUGAUAGGUUUCAUCAAGAAUUCAGGGAUCAGGUGAUGGUUGCUGCCAUAGGUCGCCGAUUAGAUGAGAAUGCUGCAGAACUGAUGAAGCAUCUCUUAAAUCAGAUGUACUUGCGCACAGAGCCGUGGGCUGCAACAUCAAACCCUAUUCCAUACACAGAAUUGAAAGAAGCCAUAAGAAAGUCAACUACACAUCCUCAGUUGCAACAGUAUCUUGACCAAUAUCUGAAGAUGUUAGGUAUGAUUCAAUGUCUUCAAUAAGUUUCUGUGUACUGU
Messenger RNA from Schistocerca gregaria, 920 nucleotides. Its product is annotated as DNA-directed RNA polymerase III subunit RPC3-like. The coding region runs from base 6 to 905 and encodes 299 amino acids. Gene Ontology annotation, molecular function: single-stranded DNA binding. NCBI's taxonomy places the organism in Eukaryota, Metazoa, Arthropoda, Insecta, Orthoptera, Acrididae. The record is from RefSeq and is a predicted model, not a curated record. Gene Ontology annotation, cellular component: RNA polymerase III complex. The transcript is spliced from 5 exons. Gene Ontology annotation, biological process: DNA-templated transcription.